Molecule: messenger RNA, 1939 nt
Organism: Oncorhynchus tshawytscha (Chinook salmon)
Lineage: Eukaryota; Metazoa; Chordata; Actinopteri; Salmoniformes; Salmonidae
Gene: lg07h20orf96
Product: linkage group 07 C20orf96 homolog
Exons: 10
Coding region: 546-1697 (383 amino acids)
Source: RefSeq, a predicted model, not a curated record
ACUUGCUAAAUUUGUAUUUACUAUUUUUGUUUCAAAAUAAAUGGUUGAACUAGAAUGUAGACUAAAUGCAAGCUACAAAGGAAUACAGGCAAAAUAUCGCCUGCUACGUAUUGUAACGACCCUGGGUUUAUAAACCCGGAAAUCGAGUACGGCUUUUGCGGCACAGUCGAUAGCGCGCCGGACCUCGGGCUCGAAGGUCGAGGGUUCGAGACCUGCUCCCUGCUGUUUCAUUACAGUCUGUUAAUCUCUCGAAUCCGCGCUCAGUGUAUCCUUUCUGGUUACCCAAAUUCGAAUCCAGAAUGUUUCGUCCAUAGCUUCGUCCAUGUUCCAGUAGGUGGCGGUCUUUUUCGUCGUCGAUGUGGUUGCUAUGACGAAGAGAAGCGUUACAGAACAUUCCGGAGUAACUUUUAAUGUUAUGCAGCUAGACUACAAAUAUAUUUGCAAGGUUGCAAGUCGUAUUUAUAUUUCAAAAGUUAGAAUGACUUAUUAUGCUCCAAGUUCAGCUUUGGAAUCAAUUUAUUACGACGUAUUGAUGUAAAAACAUAAUGAAUGUACUGCCAAACCAUCUUGUCAAGUCACUGAAGGAAGAUUUCAAGAAAUUGGAUUACAGCAAGUGGGAGAGAUGCAACAGGAGCAAGACAGAGCCCCCUCCCUGGGUGAUUCUGCCCCCACUGCACAACAAGACUACUGGCUCACCAAGCGAGCGUUAUCCAGCGACAGGGAGAGAGGAGAGUGGGACCUCCUCUGCCACCCAUAAUUUUUUUCCAACAACCAACAAGCCAGGGAAGUCUCACCCCAACACUGGCCAUGAAGAGUCCACUGCGUCAUCUAUGGGACGACUCUCUCGACGGAGGAGGAACGAAAGAGUGAAGCUGGACCCCAUCACUUUGAAGAAACAAGAAAAUAUCAAAACACUGAACUUGCUGAUUAUGUCGAGGAAGAAGGCCCUAGUGGAGCUGGAGAAGCACUGUGCAUUGCUGCAGGAGAGCAACGUCCGUAUGGCCGGGGAGAUAGACAGCACAGACAGACAGUCAGUGUCCAGUGCCAGGGAAUUCCUCAUCCGGCAUGACAAAUUAGGGAGUUCUAUAGCUGCAUUCAACAGCUGGAGCCACAGUCAGAUGGAGCAGGCCAAGACAGAGCUCCAGGAGGCUGAGACUGCUGCAAAGAACAAACUUUCGGGUCUCCAUGAGCAGCUGAGGGGGGUGAAGGCAGAGCUGGUGAACGCCCAGGCGGAGCUCCACACCCUGAAGACCUACAAGGAUAAAGAGUACCCCGUCAAGGCCCUGCGCAUUGCAGAGAUAAAGAGAGAGAUUGAGAAACUCAAAGAGACACAGCAGGAUGAGAAUGAGGACGUGAACUUGCUGUGCCAGACAGAGAUAGUGUACCUGGAGAGACGAUCCCAACACGAAGAGCAGGAAGUCCUCUCUGUCAUAGCUAAGCAAAAUGUUUCAUAUAUUCCCUGUGUCGUCAAACUGAUGGCCGCACAUAAUCAGACGAUAAAAAAAGAAAUUGGAAUCCACAAAAAGGAAAUUGCGGAGCUGGAAGAUAAGAACAGAGAGCUGAUCAAGAGUGUCCAGGAACUGCAAAUAUCACGGACCAACAUCAGGAAAGACAUCUUUCAAGACGUUUUCCCCAAAUCAGAUAAGUAUGUCAAGAUGCACCCCGGAUAUGGAGGUGACCUUAAACAUCCCUCGUGAGGAGUGGCUCCCCAUUUAGAUGUGUGACAGACUAGGAGAGGCACGACUUGUGUGUCGCUCGGCUGCAUUUAAACCUGCUGGGCUCUUCUUGGCACAACCCCAGAAUUUCUGUUAUACUGAGUGCCCAUCUUCUCCUACUACAGUGCCCAAUCUUCUUAAACCAAGUUCUGCAUUGUAAUACCAGUCAACUGGGGCCAAUAAACAUUUGUGAACAUUUCUAAUAAAUACCUCCAUGGUUCAAU